Messenger RNA from Nezara viridula (southern green stink bug), 3024 nucleotides. Lineage: Eukaryota; Metazoa; Arthropoda; Insecta; Hemiptera; Pentatomidae. The record is from the annotation of a GenBank genome assembly.
GUAAAUAUGGCCGCGUGAACUGAUAAAGGUCCAGUCUGGUGGGAGUUGCUUGAAAAGUUUUUACUGUCAAAUAUCUGUUUCUAAUUUCCUUAUAGAAAUUGUAUCCAAAACGCAUUCACCAUUCCUCCGAGAAAUACUAAGACUAACCAGUGGAUUUCCCUAAAGGGUACACUGUCGUUAGAGCCUUGCUGGUUGAUCUUGCUGAACGUUGACCCACCCUGGGCCUUCGCUCUCUAACAACGGCACUGCUGAUCUAAUUUAGGCACUACCCACAAUUAAAAUCAAACACGGGAAGCUGCCUCUUUGCUCGAAGGCCCGAAAAACAAUUUUGUCAGCUUUAAAAAACAAGAGCUGUAAUAACAAGGAUAAUAAAAUAUGAAAAUCGAUCAAGAAUAUAUUAGAGUUGUGGGCAACAACAUCAGCCCUAAGGACAUCAUUAGAGCAAUAACAGAUACUGGAAAACAAGAUGAAGCAUUUUAUGUGAUGAAUGUUGGGGAAGUUAUAAGGAAACAUGAAUUAUGGCUCAAAACAUUUCCAAAAAUCAAACCUUUCUAUGCUGUCAAAUGUAAUGAUAGUAAAGUUGUUCUCCGUUUAUUGGCUGCUCUUGGAACUGGAUUCGAUUGUGCCUCAAAGGGUGAAAUAUCAAGGGUAAUGUCUCUUGGUGUUCCAGCUGAGAGAAUAAUAUAUGCAAAUCCAGCUAAGCCAUCUUCACACAUAAAAUAUGCUGCCAAGGUGGGAGUAAACCUUUUGACGUUUGAUAAUCAGUCAGAACUUUUCAAGAUUAAGGAAUUGCACCCAAAAGCUAAGUUGGUGCUGAGAAUCCGAUGCGAUGCCAAAGAUUCACAGUGUCCUCUUGGUAUGAAAUUUGGAGCUGAUAAGUCAUCCAUCAAAGCUUUGAUUCAACUGGCAUUGGAAUUAGGUUUAGAGUUAGCUGGUGUGAGUUUCCAUGUUGGUUCAGGUUGCAGAGACUUAGCUGCAUUUUCUGAAGGCGUCUUAGCUGCUUGUGAUGCACUAACAGAAAUGGUUUAUUGUGGUGCAGACCCAUAUAUUCUGGACAUAGGUGGUGGUUUCCUAGAAUCAACUAUACACAAAGUGUCACUAAGUGUUAAUGAAGCCCUUGAAUCAGUUCCACAUGGUAUAUCUAUCAUAGCAGAGCCAGGUCGCUACUAUGUCGACUCAGCAUACACCCUUGCUACAGCUAUUCAUGGAAUACGUGGAAAGGAAUACUAUAUCAAUGAUGGUGUUUAUGGCAGCUUCAAUUGCGUUUUAUAUGAUCAUGCAAAUCCGCUCCCUAUACCCCUCAAGGAAACACACAAUGAUGACCUGAAGAACUUCAAGAUUUGGGGUCCCACCUGCGAUUCUCUUGAUAUGGUAAAUGAUAAUGUUCUCCUUCCGGAACUAGAGAUUGGAGAUUGGCUGGUUUGGGAAUGCAUGGGUGCAUAUACAUUGCCAGUUUGCAGCACAUUUAAUGGUUUUCCUGUUCCAAAUGUAUUUUAUAUUGCAACUGAAGAUGUUUGGAAGGUGGUUCAAGAUAUCAUAACCCUGGCAAAUCCUGAAGACCAAUUUGAUCCUGUCAACUUCAAUGUUACUUUACUUCAAACUGUAUCUUCUUAAUAUCAACCCUUACAUUCCACCAUAUCGGUCAAGACUUCAUUUUUAAUAAUUGUUUUUUAAUGCAUUUUUUUUAAAUUUGUACAAUUUAAAGUCAAUGAAGAAAUUUAUUUUCUUAUUUGAAUGUAACAAGGAAGAGAUGAUUAUUUAAAAUUUUAACAAAAAUGAUGAAAACGAAUUUUGACAAACUAGGCUUUGGCUUAGAUAACUUCUGGUUCUUACAUAUAUUUUUUUUUUUUGUCAUUAUUAUAAUCAUCUUUUAUUCUUUUCCUUUUUCAAUAUUCUUAUUGUCUUGGCAUUUAUUAUUAAUCUCUUGUUUUUUGGGAUAUUCAUUUGACUUUAUUUUAUCUUUGAUCCUUUAUUUGGGAUCAUAAUGGAGGUAAAUUUGAAGAUUUCUGUGAAUUUUGGGCAAAGAGGCAGCUGUUUUAAAUCAAAAAAACUUACAAUGUUAAUUAGCAUUAGUAAAAAAUAUGAAAAAAAAGUUUUAUUUUUUAAAAUCCUAUUAUAUCUAUCCACUUCUAAAUCCUUUUCAAUAUUGUAGUAUGUAGUAUAGUUUUCCUUAAACCUUUGACAGCAGGACUGGAUACCUCUUCUAGUCUAUCAUGGAAGUGUUAGCAGUCUGCUAUUACUUCCUAUCGAACUAUCUCUUUUAUUCAUUAGAUAAAUAAUAUGUUUUGUUCAUUUUAUCUGUAUCUACUAAAUUUUUUAUGAGUUAGGAAAUGCUUUCGUCCAUUCUUUAUCCUAUAGGCAUCUCUCUUGGAGUAGCAAGCUUCUGUUUGAGCUUCUUUUAUACCUUCUAUUAAUAUAUUUUACUUACAACUUGGUCAAUUUUCUAUGCAUUGGUAGUUACUAAUAAUAGUUAUAUGUAGAAAAACAUUUUCAAUUGAUUGAGAAAUAAUUAUUAGGAACUAUAAUGUAUUUUUUUUUUUUAAUGAAGCUUGCUCAUCCAUUUCCACCUUAGUUAUGUAAAAACUAAUGUUCUAUUAUUUUGCUGGUUAUUUCAAUAAUAUCUUCUUUUUUUUUUAUAAAGUAACAUAUAUUAAGAAAUUCUCACAAAUUGUAGAGAGGUCAGGGAAAACAAAUUUUUAAAAAGGACACAACAGGUUAGAAGUUGAUGUUGGAAGAGUUGCAGUUGUGGCAGUCUUCACAUGAAUUGUUUGUGAUUUUUGACCUGUUAAUGAAAAGUUAAUCUUCAUUCUGGAACAUUUGAACAUGUAAGAAUAACAAAAAAUGCACAAUGCAAACAGCAUUUGUCUGGCUGUAUUAAUCAGAACAAUUAAAACAAACUAUAAUACGAGUUUGAACAUUGUGAAUGGAUAAAUAUAUGCAUAUGUAUACAUAUUUCCCAAAUUUAUAUAAAUAUUUUUUCUUUGCAUGCAUGUAAAUGACUUGUAUUUAAGGAGAUUUAGAAAU